AUGAACGACACCAAGUUUCUGUUCAAGAAAAGAUCGAAGAAACGGAAUUUCUCCGAAAAGGAGGUGUCGAUCCUCACCCAUGAAUACGAAAAGCACAUGAUAAUUCUCAACUCGAAACUGACCAAUUCCAUUACGAACCAGAAGAAGCAGAGGAUCUGGGAGCGCAUAACCGAUGCUAUUAAUGCCGUUGGUGUCAACAGACGUCGUACUAGCAGCUAUCGGUCCGGACAAACAACAACAACAACAUGUACAACAACAACAACAGCAAUCACAACCACCGCCACCGCCGUCGUCAUCAUCGUUGCUCGAUGUCCAGUUGGAACCGUUGGGUGGUGGUGGUGGGGCGGCGGCGGCGGUGGUGGUGUCGUGAUCACCUCCGUCGUCGACGGCAUCGAUCCCAUUGCUACCGUUACACAGGUGACCACCGAUGGAAGCGAUCCCGGGUACUCGAUCGCCGCUGGCUCCACCACUGUAGUAACCACCACGGUAAACGGUAACAACAACAACAACAUCAGCAUCAACAGUAUUAAAAAUAAUAAUAAUAACACGAACAGUAGUAAUCACGUCCCAAAUAACAAUAACACACUUGUCAAUAAUGCGACUGUUGUUACCAAUUCCCUAAUUAAUGGGGAGAGUCUUGUGAACGACCCUGGCGUUGGAGAAGACCUUACAAUCGUUAUAAAAGAAGAAAUUCCAGAUCCUGUUUUAAAAGAUGAACCAUUAUUGGUCAAUGAAAUCCAUAAUGAACCAGUUGAAAGAGUUUUAACAGAUGGAGCCAAUACUGAAAUAUUACCAGACUCUGUUACCUGCAAUCCUGCUUCCAUUGCUGACAACAACUACAACAAUUACAGUUCUCAUAAAUUUACCAUUAAUCUCACAGACAACAAUGCUGGCACCACCACUCACACACCGGUGCGGACACCAUCCAGGUCACAGCGACUUUUCACCUCUUUCAACUCAUCUAAAUUACGUCCAUUAACUGGUAUGUCGUCGCUGUCAACAAAAAGGAUGUACUCUUCACCAUUGUCAUCAACUCGACCAUUUUCUCGGAACAGAUCUGUUCGUAACUUUCUGUUAAAGUCCUCCAACAGUGCCAUUCCUACAUCAAUGAUAUCCCCAAAUGCUUCAUCAAACUCCUCAUUACCGUCUCGCACUCUUAACUCUUACCGUUCCUUCCCAGUUUCCUCCACGUCCUUGACGUCGUUACCCCUCAACCAAGAGCCUUCACUGGCUGCCACACUUCCUCAUUCAGCUAAAUCUUCCCACCAAGGUUCCAUGAACUCAGCAGCCACUGUGACACAAGGAGACCUUUUACAGCUCCAGUAUGAAGUGCUGUUAGCAGACAAGAAGCGAAUCCAGACACAGACUCGAUACUACGAGAUGAAGAUGAAACGAAUAGAGUUUGAACUCUCAGGGCAAUCAAAUACAUUUUUUUAAUCAUUCAUUUCUUUUUUUUCUGUUAUUUCAGUAUUCUUCAGUGGCUGUGGUUAGCUCCGUUUCAAAAAUACCAAAGAGACAAUAGUAACUUCUCAAGAGCUAAGCUAAGGUACGGCACACAAGUCUGAUGAUCCAACAGUCUAGACAUGCAGAGAUCAGACAUCAUCUAGAUUAUUGGUUACCAUCAAGCAUAUCUAUUUCACUAGGACACCAUUCUUUGAUCAGUAUUUUAUCAAAAGCUGUGGUGCCAGGCAGUCUUCAGAAAUAGUCACACCAAAAUAUGUGAUUCACCAACUUAAAGACAGAAAGAUUAAAAAGUUUGUUGAAAGAGAUUGAACUCUUACAUUCAGCAGAUAUAUUGGAGGCAGUCUUUGUGUAGUUACUUGAUAUGCUAGAAAUAGCAGCUAAAUCUUCUACACAUUACAUACCAUAAUUUAAAGAAAGAGCACAUUAGAUAAUGUUAGUCCUAGACACACUGUGUUAAAAAGAAAAAAAAACAGGAUGGUCAUAUCUGAAAUGCCUUUGAUCAUAGAUCUAUUCAAUCAGGACUGACCUAGGGCCAAACAACAAUUAUAUGAAUGUUCUCUGAUUUGCAUGAUCUACAUUGUGAAGACCCCCAAGGAUUAGUUUCCAUUCCCUUUAUUGAGCAGCUUUGGUCACCACAGUGAGGCUUGGACACAGACUUGUCAGUUUGAAAAUUAAAAGUGAAAUUGAAAAAAAAAAAAUGCUAUUUUAAUGUAAAUACAUAUAUAUUUAUAAAAGAGAGAGACUGUUGUGACUUUAUAUAAUAUGAAUCAAACUGUUGUUGGGGAGGAGGAAGAGGAGGAG
Octopus sinensis (East Asian common octopus) is the source of this 2265-nucleotide messenger RNA. RefSeq lists its product as uncharacterized. Lineage: Eukaryota; Metazoa; Mollusca; Cephalopoda; Octopoda; Octopodidae. Gene Ontology annotation, cellular component: nucleus. The record is from RefSeq and is a predicted model, not a curated record. The transcript has 3 exons. The coding region runs from base 1 to 1437 and encodes 478 amino acids.